Messenger RNA from Ylistrum balloti, 1095 nucleotides. RefSeq names its product tigger transposable element-derived protein 4-like. The transcript has a single exon. Lineage: Eukaryota; Metazoa; Mollusca; Bivalvia; Pectinida; Pectinidae. Gene Ontology annotation, cellular component: nucleus. Gene Ontology annotation, molecular function: DNA binding. Bases 1 to 1095 code for a protein of 364 amino acids. The record is from RefSeq and is a predicted model, not a curated record.
AUGUCGAAGUCAAUUGAGCAAUCCAACGAAGGACCCGGUUUAUCCGGGGGGAUACUUGGAUCGAUUGAUAGGGCGAAGACCGGCGUGAAGAGGAAGAUAGAGAUGAAGACAGUCGAGACAAAGUACAGAGCGAUAUUAGCCGUGGAAAAGGGAGACAGGUCAAAAUCUGACAUUGCUAGAGAAUUCGGCAUCCCAGCAAAUACUUUAUCGACAUGGUUGAAAGCAAAAGAAAAGAUCAUGACUGCAUACAGCAACGAUGGUAUAAGCCCCAGCAGAAAGAAGGUAAGAACAGCCAAACAUGAAGACACCGAGACUGCGCUACUAAAGUGGUUCACGCAUGCCCGAGACAACAAUCUUCCGGUAACCGGCCCGAUGCUGAAAGCUAAAGCCAAGGAUCUGGCCGAUAAGAUUGGAGAGCAGAACUUCGCCUGUAGCACAGGGUGGCUAAACAGAUUCAAAGACCGACACAACAUCAGCUUUAAGAAAAUCUGCGGCGAAGCUAAAUCUGUAGACAUCGCCAGUGAUGCAAUGACAAAGUGGGCCGACGACCUCCGCGUCAUUCUGUCCGAGUAUCAGCCCCAGGACAUAUUUAAUGCUGAUGAAACCGGCAUAUUUUUCCGACUGCUACCCGACCGUACUCUCGACUUCAAAGGAACCGACUGCCAUGGCGGGAAACGGAGUAAGGAGCGGCUAACUGUCCUCGUCUGCGCUAACAUGACCGGUACGGAGAAAUUACCACUCUUCAUCAUCGGCAAGUCGGCCAAACCCAGAUGUUUUAAGAAUGUCCACUCCCUACCGACCGAGUAUACGGCCAACAAAAAAGCAUGGAUGACCGUCGACAUUUUCACCAAAUGGUUACACCAGAUUGACAGGAAGUUCGCAAGGCAGCAUCGCCGCAUCGCAAUGGUUAUCGACAACUGUCCAGCUCAUCCCCAGAUUAAAGACCUGAAAGCCACAAAGCUCAUCUUCCUGCCGCCAAACACUACCAGCAAGACACAACCGAUGGACCAGGGAGUUAUACAGAAUCUCAAAGUCCACUACCGGAAACGACUAAUCCUUCGUCACAUCAAAGCCAUGUCUCGUGUUGACAUGUAG